UUUCCCUCACAAAAAGUAGAGAAGCUUACAUCAACUCUAUGCUUUUCACAAAGCUCCAUUCUCACUAUUUGACAGAAGCAGAGCCUAAUAUCCAACUUUACUAAAGUUGUCGUUAUUUAUAGCUCACUAUUUACCUUGCUUUUCUUGGCUUCUGCAUUCAAACCCUCUUUGCUCAUACUAUCCUACAUUGUUUCUUAUUACAUGAAAACUUUUAAGCUGCUCAAAUGCUGGCCUAAUAUGGCCACCGUUUGUGAUACUAUCUCUCAUUUUGAUUCUGUUAAGAACAUCGUCGAUGGAAUGGAUUAUGUAACUAACCCGAAUGUUAAAGAAACCGAUGACGAUGAAAACUCUUUCUUCCAUUUGGUGUUCACAGGGCGCGAUGAACGCCCUAAAGUGGACUCCAACUCGAAGCCUCAUUCUCCAAUUACUGUGCUCAGAUCAUGUACCAAGAUUCGCGUCUUCUUUUUGGGCUUAAAGAAGUUAAAGCCAGAGAAAUCGAGUAUUCAAGAUUCUUCUACGGCCAGGGCAAAGCGUAAAAAACAGACACUUUCGCCCAGGACACAGAGCAACCGAAUCGCUGUAAAACGCAACGUGAAGGAUGUUCCAGUGAUUAGCUCUAUGUUGUCCACUGAUAACAGUUUAAGAAGCAAACUGCAGAAAGAGAAAGAGGCGGAAUUUGAAAGACCUGAUGUGCCCAAAACUAAGUUAUUGAGCUCGCGCAGAAAAUCAUCGGAGGAGAAACAGGGGAAUCGAGUUGCUGUACUUGGGACCGUGCGUAAACAGCUAAGGAAGAGUCGGUCGGCAGCUUCCGUUGCCGGAGUUUCAACAUCGCCGAUGAAUCGCAGAGACGAUUCACUGUUGGAGCAAAAUGACGGGAUCCAAGCUGCUAUUCUUCACUGUAAGAGAUCCUAUAGCACAGCAUCAAAAGAUUGUUCGAUGUUAUUACCAAGAUCUACAUCCGAAGAUGUACCAAGACCUUCAUCCUAUGAAGAGCAAAGCAGAUGGAGCAUUUGAAUAAUCUAUGGUAUCAACACAUUGGAAUAGCGAAAACUGCUAGCAGUAGACUGAGACAUAAUUAUUGUUAUUCUACAUUAAAAAUGUGAUUAUAUAAGUUUCUCUCAAGAGUCUUUGUGCCAAGUGUAUAUAUUUUAAUUUGUUCAUUAAGUUAUACGAUUUCAUUUCCAUGUAAGCUUAUAAAGUAGACAACUUUGUUUAUAAAAAGUAUUUUGCCAAAAUAAUAUUCUAUGGAAAAAAGAAAGAGGUCAUGGUUUGAGACCUCGAAGACAUGGUGAU
Molecule: messenger RNA, 1293 nt
Organism: Nicotiana attenuata
Lineage: Eukaryota; Viridiplantae; Streptophyta; Magnoliopsida; Solanales; Solanaceae
Product: probable membrane-associated kinase regulator 2
Exons: 2
Coding region: 202-1014 (270 amino acids)
Cellular component (GO): plasma membrane
Source: RefSeq, a predicted model, not a curated record